Molecule: messenger RNA, 1135 nt
Organism: Oppia nitens
Lineage: Eukaryota; Metazoa; Arthropoda; Arachnida; Sarcoptiformes; Oppiidae
Product: tubulin polymerization-promoting protein homolog
Exons: 5
Coding region: 211-834 (207 amino acids)
Biological process (GO): positive regulation of protein polymerization; microtubule bundle formation; microtubule polymerization
Cellular component (GO): microtubule
Molecular function (GO): tubulin binding
Source: RefSeq, a predicted model, not a curated record
AUAAAUGAAAAUACAUUAUAUUUGUAAUAGUGUUUGUAAUCACAAAACACCUGCAUUUUUCUAUAUUUACUAAACGAUUGUAAACUUAAAUGAAAGCAUUGAAAGUUGUAAACGCCAUACAAAUUGUCGUGAUUUGGACUUAGCUUUUAAUAAAGUUUUUAUAAAGUUUGUGAAACAGUUAGGUUUGACUCUUUGUGAAACAAACAUAAAAUGGAAUCCAUAGAAAAGACUAACGGAUCAACAACUGUAGUCCGGACACAAUCAGCACCAGUGAAGGAGUCACCGCCAUCACCAAUACCCACACCCACACCCACACCCACACCCAUACCCACCACUCCACCGGCUAAUGCUAACCAAUCGGCAAAUUUUGAAGAAUUAUUUCGUGUGUUCGCAAAAUUUGGUGAUCCGAAAGGUGUUGGCGAUGCUAUCACUCUAUCAAAUAGUGAUAAAUGGUUCAAACAAUCAAAAGUCAUCGACGGCAAGAAAUUAACAACAGUUGAUACCGGGAUUUACUUCAAACAAAUUGCUAAGACAAAGAGAUCAUUGAAUUUAUCAGAAUAUUGUCAAUUCUUGGAAACGAUUGCUAAAAAUAAAAAAUUAGAUUUGAAUGAAAUUAAACAUAAAUUGGCUACAAGUGGUACGCCAUCAACCACUAAGACAACAACUGCAGUGACUACAGGUGCUGUCGGCAGACUUACAGAUCAUACAAAAUAUACCGGUUCUCACAAACAGAGAUUUGAUAACUCCGGCAAAGGAAAGGGUAGAGAGGGUCGAGAGGAUGUGUCCAACAAAUCUGGAUAUGUGUCCGGAUUUAAAGCCGAAGAACAUCAUUGAAAUCAUUUUUCUUAUUUCAUUCAUAACUUAUUAAUAUAAGUUAAAUGACUGUUAAAUAAUAGAAAAAGUAAUUUUAUGUUACUAUUCACAAAAUUCAAGUAUUAUAAUUAGUAUUAUAGUAUUAAAUAUUAUAAUUUGUAUAAUUUUAUACAUUCAAUCAUUGCAGUAAUCGUAACAAUUUUGGGCAAAAUAUAAUAUAAUUGUUGGGCUUUAAAAAAUUUAUUGUAAUAUUAUACUAGAAUUUAUAUUAUAACUUAAUGUUUUGCUGCAAUAGUCUUGAGAAAUGAUUAGAACUUUUUUA